Molecule: messenger RNA, 5833 nt
Organism: Haliotis rubra (blacklip abalone)
Lineage: Eukaryota; Metazoa; Mollusca; Gastropoda; Lepetellida; Haliotidae
Exons: 5
Coding region: 199-4551 (1450 amino acids)
Molecular function (GO): protein binding
Source: RefSeq, a predicted model, not a curated record
GUCAGAGGAAGCCCACAUUUUGUCACAAGCUGAACAGCCAUUUUAGCAAUGAACUCAUCAAACGAUUAUAGACAGGUCUCCACAUCUCUCUGAUACACAAUAAUAUUACCUAUUAGGAUACAGAGACACACGGCAUUAGAUGGGAAUACGUCUGCAAAACAUGCGAGAUCAGACUCCUCAGUAGAAGCUUCUCCAGAAAUGUCCCAACCACACUAUACAAUCUCACAGACGGGUAUGAUGGGAGGAACUGCUAUCAACAGCACUGUAGCGGGUGUUAUCAAUUAUGGAUGGUCGCCUCUUUCGGAUUUGAUAGCCGAAACAAACCUGAAAAUCCAAUCGACACGUGCGAAAAACCAUGUUUCGACCCAUGUAGAAGAUGUUGCCUACAGACAUCUGACAGAGAAAGGCUGUGUGGUCAUCAAGGGAAGGUCAGGAACUGGCAAGUCACAUCUUGGCUACACUCUGUUAGAAAGAGUAUCAAAGGCGUUCUCACGACUACCGCUAAAAAUAUCCUCCCCUGACGAAUGGGCCUAUGUACCGAAAUCAAUGCCCUGCGAUAAGUAUGUGGUUAUGAUUGACGAUAUUUUUGGUUCUUGUAAUCUAAUAAAAUACAAUCUGGACCAGUGGAGACCGAGGUUUGAACUUGUGUGGCCUUCAGUUGAAGCUGGUACAAUCUGGAUAGUGAUUACGUCAAGGCCUGAAAUAAUUUCUCAAGCAAUGCCAAACUUACAGAGAUAUAACAUAUUCAGCCUUUCAACAGAUAUCCGAUUGGAUGUUGGAAAUCAUUGUCUCACAGUAGACGAAAAACUACAGUUUAUUUCCACAGUGUGUGGAAAAUAUGUCCCUCAAGGACUCAGAAGAGAGAUUGCAAGUAUAAACACUGCUCUAGGCUUCCCUCAGUGCUGCGUAUUUUUUGCUUCAAAUGAGCAUGUUCAAAGAAAAGGACUGGAGUUUUUUCAUAAGCCAUUUGAGUAUAUCAGUUUUGAACUUAAUAGUAUCAAGAAGGAGCAAAGGGAAUCGUUUUAUGUUUUACUACUAGUGUUAUUAUACAAUGGGUAUUUACCGAUCAAAGAGUUGAAGACAUUAAAUCAUUCUCGGGAUUUUAAAACUCGGUGCAAGCAAAUUAAAGAAGUGUGUGGUUUGAAACAAAAGCCAGUCAUUAGGGAAAUUGCUGAAUUUCUCUGUGAGAUUUAUCUUGUGAGUGACGGAAAGAUGUACAUGUUUUCGCACAGGUCGAUACAUGAUGUCUUGUUGGUGGAUUUGUGUAAAUCAUACCCAGAUUUAGGAAUCGAAUUCUGCACCCCAUCAACGUUGGUAGAAUUCGUCAGAACGAAAGACGAGCAAGUUGAGAUUUGUGAAACAGCAAAUGCAGUUGUCCUUAAUGAAGAUUUGUAUCCUGCAUUUGCAAACAAACUCAAGGAGUAUUUAUCAGAAGAGGACAGUCGAGACAUAGUGCUGUCUCACCCUUCUCUAAAUAAUGUUGACAUCUUAGAGGAAAUGUUCAGAGAAUGGGAUGUUACAAAUAUUCACAGGAUGUCAAUGCAUGAAAUGUCCUCAUAUUUGAUAUUAGCAAACGACAUGUUGUCAGAGAAUGUUGUCCGCCGUACUUACGUGUAUUGCUUAUCCCACAUAAUCUUCAACAAGAUGACAGAGUUUGCAAAGCUAAUUAUUGAAUCAUUCGGAGCUGCUACAGAUGAUACCCAGUCUGUCUUGGAUGAAGCGUUAACGUGUGCUGUAGACAGGAGCCAGAAUGAUUUAGUAGAAAUGUUACUCUCCCACAGAGCACACCCCUCAAAUGAAUGUUUUCGACUUCUAGCUGGAAGGCCAUCCAUCGAAUCUGAUAAUUGCGUAAAGCUAACAGAAAAGAUGAAACCAGAACCAGAAGAACUGAAUCAUUUGCUUCAAAUUGCAAUACAGAGCUGCAAUGUGAUAUGUGUCAAAAGGAUAAUUGAUUUGUGCAAUACACAUAUACAAGAUCCCACACAGUUAUACAGUCAGUAUCUACAAAUGUGUAUUGACAGACACACUCAGAAAUGUUGUGUUCCAGGUCAAGAAUGUAUACGCAAAGAGGAUAGGAUGGCAACAACUGACAUAUCCAAAGCUGUUGAUGUCAUAAAACUACUUCAGGGAGAAGGUGGCACCAUGGAUCUCGAUGAAAUGUUGAUUCUUGCCUCAUGUCAACAUGAAUCAGAUAAAGUGCUUGAGCUGUUACACGAGGUCUUUCAAAUUCCCCAUUCUGCUCCAGAUGAUGUUCAAGAAAGUUGGUGUCACAGUAAGAAGCAUCACCAGUUCUUGAAGUCUUUAAGAGAUAUGGAAACGUCAGUACAGGUGCAGCCCAAAACAGCCAGUGUUCUUCUCCAAAGGGCAGCAUGGAAACAGUGUCAGGAAUGUGUUAGCAUCUUCCUUUCAUGGCCUGGUGUAACUGACCCUGAUGACAAGGGUAACACAGUUUUUCACUAUUUGGUUGGUUCUUGUGAAGUCCACCACCAUGAUGUAUUGGAGUUUCUACUAAAGGAAAGGGUGUCUGGAAAGCAGAAGCCUAAUAAUAAAGGUCAGUUACCUCUGCACGUUGCCACGAUUGUCAAGUGUGUGAAAUGUGUCAGUUCGUUGUUAUCGACUUCUGACAUAGAUGCCCAGGAUUGCAAUGGUGACACAAUAGUACAUUGUUUGUACACUUAUGGCAGGCUGGGUACCCCUUGGAAACAGGAAGUACAUGAGCUAUUGCAAUUGUUUAUUGAUAACAGGGCUAACGUUCAUAUAAAAAAUGGACUGGGUAAGACAGCCCUGCAUUUGGCAGCAGAGAGACCUUGUGUGCAGUGUGUUCAACUUUUGGUGCCUGUGUCAGAAGUAAACGCCCUUGAUAAAGCCGGUAACACUCCUUUACAUUCUUUACAUAAGGGCAAAAUCCAUAUAUCUGCAUCAAGUGUAGAUUCCUGCCGUAUGAUCUAUCAACUAAUCAUCGAGAAAGGAGGUGAUAAACAUAUCACAAACAUAGAAAGACAGUCAGCGUUACAUUUGGCAGCGCUGGGACGGUGCACGGAAGGUGUAAAACUUUUAGCAACUGAAACAGGUGUGAAUGGACGGGAUAGACAUGGUAACACACCUUUACUCUAUGUACACCAAUGUGUGCAUCCUAUUGGUUGUGCAGGUGACUGCAGUGAAAUGCACAAUGUCCUUGUUGAAAAUGGAGCAGAUGCUAAAAUCAAGACCAAGACUGGAAAGACAGCUCUUCAUUAUGCAGCAGCGAUACAGUGUGAAGGAAGUGCAAAGAUCUUACUACCUCUGUCCGAUGUAGAUGCCCAGGAUGCACGUGGCGAUACAGCGUUGCAUUGUAUACAUGAAAAAUGUCAUGGUUCACGCCACAAAGAAAUGUAUAAAAUGUUCAUUGAUAAAAAGGCAAAUGUAGAAAUAAAAAAUAGGUCUGGACAGACCCCUCUUCAUAUGGCAGUAGAAAGACAGAAUAUUGACAAUGUUAGACUCCUGCUAUCUGUGGCUGACCCAAACGCUCAGGAUAUGUAUGGUAGGACAGCUUUGCACUAUGUACGUCACAAUAAUGAAGAGGAUAAUUGCCAUGAAUUAUGUAAACUCUUUGUGGAAAAGAUGGCCGAUGGAAAUAUCAAAGAAAAGACUUAUGCAGAAACGGCUCUGCACGAGGCAGCAAGGAGGCAAUGUCCAGAAUGUGUGAGACUGUUGCUUGAGGUGACAGACGUGAAUGUCAAAGAUAACAAAGAUAACACAGCUGCUCAUGGCAUACACGAUACAAGUAUAUUUACUACAGAGGAAGAUAACUGCCACGAAAUAUUACGCCUUCUUAUUCAGAAGGGUUUACAUGGCCAUCUCAGAAACAAAAUGGGACAGACAGUGCUGCAUUUAAUAGCAAGUAAGCAAUGUUUUCAAGGUGUCAAAUUGUUACUUGCUGUGUCAGACGUAAAUGCCCAAGACAAUGCAGGCAACACAGCUUUCCACUGCUUGCAUUCUGCACACUUUUGUAAGGACGGAUGUGAAAAGAUUUACCACGAUCUUAUUGCUAAAAGGGGUGAUGUUCAGAUCAAGAACAGAAAGGGACUGACAGCUCUGCACAAUGCAGGAAAAAGUAAAUGUACAAAAUGCGUAGAGCUGAUGCGAAAGGUGUUAGAUGUAAAUGCCAAAGAUGAAGAUGGCAACACCGCCCUCCACUACAUACAUGACACAUACUGUACGAAGCCGUGUCGAGAAGUACACCAACUCCUCUUUGAAAGGGGGGCGGAUGGGCAUGCCAAGAACAAGUGGGGACAGACACCUCUGCAUCUUGCAGCACGAGAACAAUGUAGAGAAGGUGUAAGUGUGUUGCUACCUGUGUCAGACGUGAACUCUCAGGAUCAAGCUGGCAACACGCCUUUGCAUUGUGUUUAUGAUAUAUGUUUUGAAGAACAGGAUGAUAGAUAUCGCGAGUUAUAUGAACUCCUUACUGAGAAUGGGGCUGAUAUUCAUAUAGAAAACGGGAGAGGAGAGACGGCUGAGCAGUUGACGAAGAAAAGACGUAUGUUCCAUGGACAAGUAACAGAGGACUAGCGGUAAUCGGGCAGCAUUAUUAUGUGCAAGCAAAAUCCAUAACAUUUGUGAAGUGAACAUCAUCUGUGUUUUGUAACUGUGGAAGAUCAAGACAAGGGAAUGCAGGACCCCAAAAGAGAAGAUAUUGGAUCCAAAUAUUUCAAUCAACACAUUCUCUCAUGACAUAUCCAAGAAGAGUUUCUUUGUGGUGUAUAUAGAAUAAAUUUGAUGUGUUUGAGUGUAAAUAUGUUAUGCAAACCAGUUUACUUCAAAUCAGAGGAUAUACACACAUAAAAUGCACUGAUCAUUUGUGAAUUACCGAAUGUGAGUAUGUGUGUGUGUAUGUGUGUGCGUGUGCGUCUGUGUGUGUAACCUUGUUAAUAUGUACAUCGGUUUCAUUGAAUCAGAAGAUGUAUAUGACAUCUUUAUAUAUCGCAUCAAUGCAGGAUGUUCAGUGGAGGAUUGUAUUGUGAUGCUAUUGUGCACUGAAACACUAUGUCACAUAUAAUGACACUGCAAUUGUAACCUUGUAAUACAACAACAUACCUAUAUCAUUCCAUCGUGUUGCAUUCAAUUACAAGUUUCUAUCUCUGUACAUAAUUAUUCUUAGAAUAUUUUAUGCCCAGUCAUUUUAUGAUACUAAUGUGACUAAGCUCAAUGAAUAUUUUACAGGCUCUUCAAAGAGAAUAUAUAUAUAUUUGAUGACUAUUCACAUGUCUCCUGCCUUGGCUAUGCCACAAAACUGGAAAAAAGUAUUCACAUAAUGCUUUUUAUAAGGGUAGAUGGAUGAGGUGCACCAUCGGAUAAUUUAACAUGCAAUGGAACCGAUUUGGGUGAACAAUAUUCUCUACUGAUAUGCCACUCCUUGUAACUAUACUGCGAUAGAAAUGGCCAGUCUUAUCAAUGCUGUUAGGUAAAUGCGCCCUUUAAAAUUAAAUAUUGUAUGUGAAUUAAACCUGGCAUCUCAGUCUAUUGCGAUUAUUAUGAUAAUCAUGAUCUCACAGUAGUCAAUCAAAAAUCACGCCCUAAUCUGAAGCUGUAGAAAAGGUGAAUCUGAGUUUGGAAUCGCAUCACAUUAUAAUAAACACAUCACAUCGGAAAUGUUUGUUCAAAGCGAAGGGUUUCUAUUCGCUUCCACGUUGUUCAUUAAACGUUUAAUAAUAUUUUCCUUCUCAUGUAGAAUGUGAAUAAUAUUCAGCUAUUUACUAGCUCUACGUCUUUAUCAAACAUGAAAAUCUUAAGAAAAGGAAUUUUAUUGCUUCUAAAUAUUCACCUUGAAAAUGUGAAGUUUUCGAUUGUGGGA